Messenger RNA from Camponotus floridanus (Florida carpenter ant), 927 nucleotides. RefSeq lists its product as uncharacterized. Lineage: Eukaryota; Metazoa; Arthropoda; Insecta; Hymenoptera; Formicidae. The coding region runs from base 1 to 927 and encodes 308 amino acids. The transcript has a single exon. The record is from RefSeq and is a predicted model, not a curated record.
AUGGAGAAGCGGUGUCAUCAAAAUCCAAAAUUCGGUUCACUCUACAAGGACUUCAUGGUCGAGUACGAGAAUCUGAAACACAUGAGUCCAGUAAAGAAGAGCACCUCAGCAAUGUGCUACUUACCUCAUCACGGGAUCUUCCGUGAAUCCAGCUCCAGCACGCAGCUCCGCGUCGUGUUCAAUGGAUCUCAACGCACACACUCAGGAGAAUCUCUCAACUCACAUCUCCUAGUCGGCGAAAAUUUACUACCCACUCUGGCUGACAUCAUUCUCCGGUGGCGUCGGCACCGCUACGUGUUCAUUACCGACAUUGAAAAGAUGUACAGACAAAUUCUCGUUCACCCGGAAGAUCGUCGUUUUCAGGGCAUAUUGUGGCGUCCGAGCACCAGUAACGUAGUCACCGAGUACGAGCUGAACACGGUGACCUAUGGAUUCGCUUGCGUUCCUUUCCUAGCGGUCAGAACGCUGAGGCAAUUAGCAUCUGACGAGGAGUCUCGCGGUCCACUAGGAGCUUCUGCCUUGCAGCAUGACUGCUAUGUGGACGACAUCAUCACUGGAGCCAACACCCUGCCCGAUGCGCUCUCCUUACAAGCACAAUUGAUAGAGAUCUGCAUGGCGGGCGGGUUUCCGCUGCGUAAGUGGGCAGCAAACAAUUCGGCCCUGCUAUCCAGCAUCUCUCAGGAUCAUCGGCUCCAUCAGGCUCAUCACGCCUGGGAGGGAGAGGUACACUCCACUUUGGGUCUGCGCUGGCAUCCGGCAAGCGACGAUUUUUCCUUCGCCAUCCAACCUCGCAUCGCAACGGAGUUGACCAAGAGACGAGUCUUAGCCGAAACCGCACGGCUGUUUGAUCCGCUGGGAUGGCUCUCUCCAGUUAUAGUCAGGGCCAAGAUCCUGAUUCAGUCUACUUGGCUAAAGAGGUUGGAUUGA